This is a messenger RNA of Miscanthus lutarioriparius, 1113 nucleotides long. The record is from the annotation of a GenBank genome assembly. NCBI's taxonomy places the organism in Eukaryota, Viridiplantae, Streptophyta, Magnoliopsida, Poales, Poaceae.
AUGGCUUCGCUCCAGGUCUAUAAUUUGAGAGGGCCAGGCCUGUUCCCGCUCGCCGUGGUCGUCGACAUGAUGCUGCAGAUCGCGCGCGGCAUGGACUACCUGCACUCGAGGAAGAUCUACCACGGCGACCUGAACCCAUCCAACGUGCUCGUCAGGACGCGGGACGGCGACACGCCCCUCCACGUCAAGGUCGCUGGGUUCGGGCAGUCCGCGGCGACCGUGGCCGCCGCCAACCCCAGGCCCAGCCCUAGGGCGUCGGCGAAAGCAGCAAACGCCAUCAACGCCGUCGUCGCCGCCUCCAACCCUUUCAUCUGGUACGCCCCGGAGGUGCUGGAGCAGGAGGCGGCCAAGUGCACGGAGAAGGCGGACGUGUACAGCUUCGGGAUGGUCUGCUUCGAGCUGCUGACGGGGAAGAUCCCAUUCGAGGACAACCACCUGCAGGGGGAACACAUGAGCAAGAACAUCCGCGCCGGCGAGCGGCCGCUGUUCCCGUUCCAGGCGCCCAAGUACCUGACCAGCCUCACCAAGCGGUGCUGGCACGGGGACCCGGCGCAGCGGCCGGCGUUCGCGUCCGUCUGCCGCGUCCUCCGCUACGUGAAGCGGUUCGUGGUCAUGAACCCGGCCCCCGCGGAGCAGCCAGACGCGGCGCCGCCGCCUCCCGUGCCGCCGGUGGAUUACCUGGACAUCGAGGCGAGCCGGCAAAGGAGCCCGGCGUGGCAGUCUGGGUCCGGGAACGCGGCGCCGCGGGUCUCCGACGUGCCGUUCCAGAUGUUCGCGUACAGGGUGGUGGAGAAGGAGAGGAGCCGGGCGGCCAUCCUACACAUCGGCGGCGGCGGCGGCAGGGACAAGGCCUCCGACUCCAGCAGCGACGGCAACUCGCUGUGCGGGGACGAGAGCAGCAGCGCGACGCUGUCGGACGCCGAUGCUCUGUCCGUGUCGAGCCGCGGCACCACCACCACCACCACGCGGUCGCUGCCGGACCGCGCCGGCAGCAGGAAGGCGUCGCCCAGCGACCGCGCCAGCAGCAGGAAGGCGUCGCCGAGGAAGCUGGAUGGCAGCAGGGUCGCCUCCAGGCUAGCAGGCAAGCCUUCUGUCCAUGCUGCUCGUCGUUGA